AUGUGGCUGUGUAUUCUUGUUCUCUCAUUUUUUUAUUAUCAUGGCAAUGCUGCUAUCCCCGUCUUGGCCCUUACAGAUGUCGAGAUCAAGGAAGUGGCCCAGAAAAUGAGAGAUGCCGACGAUGAGAGACCCAAGUUCUGCGAAUUUUAUGUGGAUUAUCAGCGGCACUUUGACGGUGGAGAGUCGGAUUAUGCCGAAAAAUCGUGGGUUCAUGAUGGUGAUUAAUGCAACCCUUACAGUUUAUUCAAAUGGAUCCGACCUUCCGUCUUGAACUGGCCCAGUUUUAAAGCCCUUUUGGAUCUGGUACCCUUGUUUAAUCCCCAGACUGGAAUAGCCGAAGUCAACAGUCCGGACAAGCAAAAGAAGCAGAGGGCGUUCAUUACGGCCGUCUUUAACAGUGGCCCAUUCAAACAAUUGAUCGAUGUCCUUCGGAAAAAGAAUCAUCCUUUUGCCAAGACUGUCCUCAACCAAACCAUGCAUGAUCUCUGGUUUGGACUGUUCUCCAGAGCCAAGGGAAGGCUGGAUUCCUCGGCUUUCGAGCACGUUUUCAUCGGCGAGGUGAGCUGAAAAUUAUUGUAAAGAUUCUUGAUUUAGGCCAAGAAUGGAGAGGUUUCUGGGAUGCAUAAUUGGGCGGUGAUCAAUAAGUUUGAAAAUGAUCCAAAGAGUACAUUCAAUUACAGGGGAUUCAUCAUCAAAAGGGCUGUAAGUUGUGUGUACGCAAUGAUUACGUAAUUGUGCAGGAUAUAAUUGCAUCGGCAAACUUUAAAUGGGGAAGUUUUGGUUAAGAAGACUGGCAGUUUUUUGAUGGGAACAUCGCCGGCCUUUGAUUUCUCGCUUCUUUCAAUGUGUUUCUUGGCCAGGAGGGGCAAUAAGAAAUGUGAAGUAGGUUGUGGUUUGUAUGAUCUUUACCACAAUAACAUUUUAGACACUUAUUGAUGGAUGCCCUGUCAAUGUGCAAAGUUAUGAUCUAAGCCAGAAUGGGAAAGACUUCAUCGGGACCGUAUAUCCAGAACCCGGGCCCUCGGCUCCUACUUGUAUGGCCAACUUCAAACAAAGAGCGACGGUCUCCAAACAAGGAUGA
Messenger RNA from Bursaphelenchus xylophilus (pine wood nematode), 1081 nucleotides. The record is from the annotation of a GenBank genome assembly. Lineage: Eukaryota; Metazoa; Nematoda; Chromadorea; Rhabditida; Aphelenchoididae.